AUGAUAGUACGAUCGCCAUUUGUUAAAUUAGUCAUUACUGGUGUUCUUAUUUUUGGUGUCGUUGUUAUAGCAUUAAAUUUUAUUUCCUAUAGCCGAAAUUUGAAUGAUUUUGAAUUUAUCGAUGAUAAUAAUGCAUAUGUUAUACCAAACCGUGAUGGUGAUGCAUUAAUUCGUAUUAAAGCUGAUGUUAAAUCUAAUAGUAAACCAGCAACAUUAUAUCUGAACAAUGGAAAAAUGGAUAUACCAGAAGUACGCAUUCGAACUUAUAUGAUUUCAAUAAAUCAUGUACAGGAUCAUAAUAUUCUUAUACGUGAAGUUGGCGAAGGUAAUUUUAAUAUACUUUUACUUCAUGGUCAAUCAUUUUCAUCGAAAACAUGGGAAAAUAUUGGUACAUUACAAUAUUUAGCUAGUUGGGGUUAUCGAGCAUUUGCUAUUGAUUUACCCGGUUAUGGAAAUAGUUCAUUACCUGUUGUACAGGAAAUAGAAGGAGCUCAAUGGUUAACAAGACUUAUACGUACACUUCGUCUUUCAAAUUUCGUUAUAAUUAGUCCAUCGAUGAGCGGUCGUUUUUCUAUACCUUAUAUUAUGCAAUCUCAUACGAAUCAACAAUUAAUACGUGGUUUCAUACCUAUCUCUCCAGUUGGAACAAAUAAUUUUCAAACAACUGAUUAUGAAAAAGUUAAAAUUCCAACUUUAAUUGUACAUGGUGAACGUGAUAAAAAAUUUCAAUCUGCAAUUCAAUCAUUGAAACAAAUUCCAUCCAGUCAAAUUCUAACUAUUAAAAAUGCUUCACAUGCUUGUUAUAUUGAUCAACCACUUGAUUUUCAUAAUGAAUUGAGACAAUUUCUUUAUACAGUCUAUCGUCCAAUUUAUAUUGAACAAUAUAAACAACGUUCAUUAGCUAAUGCAACAUCAUCAUCAUCAGAAAAUUUAAAUACUAGUCAGAACAAAAUAUCUAGUAAUUUAACAUCGAAUAGAAAACAUUUUCAAUCCAAACAAUCUAUAUGA
Molecule: messenger RNA, 1008 nt
Organism: Adineta steineri
Lineage: Eukaryota; Metazoa; Rotifera; Eurotatoria; Adinetida; Adinetidae
Source: the annotation of a GenBank genome assembly